Lodderomyces beijingensis is the source of this 915-nucleotide messenger RNA. The record is from the annotation of a GenBank genome assembly. NCBI's taxonomy places the organism in Eukaryota, Fungi, Ascomycota, Pichiomycetes, Serinales, Debaryomycetaceae.
AUGGCUGCAGCGUCCAAAAACAUAGAGAAGAAACCCAUCAGUUUCGCCAACAUCCUUUUGGGUGCCGGGUUGAACAUGUCUGAAGUAACCACUUUGGGCCAGCCUCUAGAAGUGAUCAAGACCACCAUGGCAGCCAACAGAUCGUUGACGAUGGCCCAGGCUGCGAGAUUGAUCUGGAGCCGUGGCGGCAUACUAGGCUUCUACCAAGGGUUGAUCCCUUGGGCCUGGAUCGAAGCCAGUACCAAAGGUGCCGUGUUGCUUUUCGUUUCAGCGGAGGCAGAAUACCAAUUUAAGAAGGUGGGAGCUAGCAAUUUCGUUAGUGGAAUGGGUGGUGGUGUCAUGGGAGGCUUGGCUCAGGCCUACUUGACGAUGGGGUUUUGCACCUGCAUGAAGACUGUGGAAAUCACGAGGGCCAAACAGGCUGCCGUGAGUGGAGCACCUCAACAAACGAGUUUCCAGGUGUUUAAGGAAAUCUGGCGGAAAGAAGGGUUGAGAGGGAUCAAUAAGGGUGUCAAUGCCGUUGCAAUUCGUCAAAUGACCAAUUGGGGUUCCCGAUUUGGCUUCUCUAGAUUAGCCGAGGAUUGGAUCAGAAAAUUCACGGGCAAAACCAACAAGGACCAGAAAUUGUCAAAUGUUGAGAAAAUCGCUAGUAGUGUUAUUGGUGGUGGGUUAAGUGCAUGGAACCAGCCAAUUGAAGUCAUUAGAGUCGAAAUGCAAAGUAAGACAAACGAUCCAAAUAGACCAAAGAAUUUGAGUGUUUGGGGAGCUGCCAAAUACGUUUACCAAAAUAACGGUAUCAAAGGGUUGUACAGAGGUGUUACACCAAGAAUCGGACUCGGAGUUUGGCAAACCGUCUUUAUGGUUGCAUUUGGUGACAUUUUCAAAAAGAUGUUAAACACGGAUGGUUCACAUUGA